Molecule: messenger RNA, 1895 nt
Organism: Plutella xylostella (diamondback moth)
Lineage: Eukaryota; Metazoa; Arthropoda; Insecta; Lepidoptera; Plutellidae
Source: RefSeq, a predicted model, not a curated record
UACAAAAACAUUAUAAUACUCAAUGUAAAAUAAGCUAUAAGGAUUUAGUCACAGCUACUUUAGUUCAGGCAUCCUUAGUACUUACAUAGCAAAGUAGAUUAGGACUAUAGUCAACUAUUAUUUACCUAUAAAUGAACGUAGCGCGACAUUGAUGCCCAAAUAAAGCACAUAUUGACCUCUGUAUUUCGGCAUUGAGGUCAAGACUGCUCUGCAUCCGUCCUCAAUAGUUAUAUUUGAAUUGUAUCUGAUAUAUUAUUAUUAUUAUAUGUAUGUAUACAAUAUUAGGCUCUUUACACUAACACAAAAAAUCAUAAAAAGUUUACGUUAGUAAAGUUGGAUGUCGUAGAAGAGUUAAGUAUGCUGUAGAUUUCAGGUUAUUCUUUUAUUCAAGUCAUAUAAUAGGUACGGUCAGGUGCAGAAAAACCUGACCCCCUUCUCAUAGUAACAAUGUUUCUGAGGGGGGUCAGGUUUCUCUGCCCCUUACUGUACCCAUCAUUAGUAUCAUGCAAGUCAAUAGAAAGGAGCUGAUCAUUUUCAACCAACAUAACUAAGGACCAGCAAUAAAAUUUUCAUUAAGUAGAUUUAAAUUUGUAGACCUGCAUACAAUAAUACAAUAGGGAAGAAUAUGUUAUUUGGUUUGCUUAUAUCGAUCAGAGAUUUUAUUGGUGGAUGAUACAUACCUACUGAUGAUAGUUUUUUUUCUAAACAUUGCAAUGGGUCAUUAAACUUACACCUAGGUAUAGUUAAUUAAAUCUUCUACUGGCUUCAAUCUGGUAUGACACGCCACCGCGUGUCUAAUUUAUAGCCCCGAUGAGCUCAUUGACAAUAGGUACAAAUGUAGUACAUAAGCACUUAUACUGCACUCAACGUACUAUACAUACACUCGUACAACUCUAUGCAAGUACUAAGCCUACCACACUAGCCAUUGUUAUGAUCUCUGAAAAUAGAUCGUCCUCGAAUCUGUCAAAGCUAUAGGUACCUAAGUCGAGUCACUGUAAAAACAAUCAGUAAGUAAGUAUAGAGUUUGCAAUAAGCUGCAUGGGAAACUAAGUUUUAAUGAUCAGGUUACAUUCCUUGAACCACAACAGUAGAGUUGUAUCACGCACCAUGUGAAGGCGGCUAAAGAAACUGCAGCGUAAUGCUGUUAGAAAAACACAAAUGCCGCUUCAUUCAGUAGCAAUCUGCUCCGAGUAUCAGUUGCAUAUUUUUAAGAACGCACAGAAAUAAAAGUUUCGUUUCAAUCAGCUGGAUGACUUCACUAAUAAGAGUCUCAAGUAAUAUUAAUUGAGCGCGGGCCGCGGGCGCGCCGGCAGCCGCCGCGGGCGCUUCGGUCCACGAUCACGUCUCCCGCGCCUCGCCUUAUCUGUGCCGUUUACUAUGAGUGCAAUGUGCGUUGGACUCAUCUGCGCCAUCAUACUGGCCGUGUUUGUCGUAAUCUGGAUCACCUACUGCAUGUUCUGUCGCGAGAGACACAAGUCUGAGCUGUACCAGUACAAUAUAAGCGACUUACUGCACAAAAACCAGAUUGAGGCCCAAAAUUUAGAGGAGAAGAAAGAGAGUGGGUUGGCCGCCGGCAUUUUUAUUUUGCCUUCAAGACACAAGCAGGCGGACGACGAGUAUGAGAAGCGACCGGAUUAUCCGGAGAGUCCGGUGUCGGCGCUGCGGCCUGGACCUGACGACCUCGUAAAGAUACUGGAUGACUCCGACAAACCGGACUGUGACGCCCGGAACUACGUCACGCUGGACAACAUCGGCUCCAACUCGCAGUAUCACAGCGAAGUUUGAGCUUCAUCGGCUAUGGUACAAGUUGCACACUCACUAAAUCGUAAUCAGAUUAUAAACGAUAAUUUAUUGUAUUCACGCAAAUAAAAGAUGUUCUUUAUAUUUAUAUAAUA